Molecule: messenger RNA, 1173 nt
Organism: Salvia hispanica
Lineage: Eukaryota; Viridiplantae; Streptophyta; Magnoliopsida; Lamiales; Lamiaceae
Source: RefSeq, a predicted model, not a curated record
CUUUUCCCACUCUCUCUCUCCACACACUGAUUUCUUCUAUUCUCUUUCAACAAAAUGGGAUUUGGCAGAGAAGAUAAUCACACAGCUGUUCAAAGUGUUCUUCAACUCCUCAACAAACAAUCUCCACUUUCUCUCAAACAGGAGAAAUUCUGCAACACUGCAUGCGUGGAGAGGUUUCUCAAAGCCAAAGGCCAAAGUGUGAAGAAAGCAGCAAAACAUCUCAGAAAUUGCCUUUCUUGGAGAGAUUCCUUUGCCACUGAUCAUUUGAUGGCUGAUGAAUUCUCCCAUGAGCUUGCUGAAGGAAUGGCCUAUGUUGCUGGUCAUGACCAUGAACUAAGACCUGUCAUGAUUUUCCGAAUAAGGCAAGAUUACCAGAAAUUCCAUUCACAGAAACUAUUUAAUCGGUUGCUAGUGUUUACACUGGAAGUGGCAAUUCAAACCAUGGCAAAAAAUGUUGAGCAAUUUGUCAUCCUCUUUGAUGCAAGCCUUUUCAGAUCAGCAGGUGGGAUUAUGAACAUGUUGGUUGGAAGUCUGAAAAUCAUAGCCGAUUAUUACCCAAGAAGGCUUCACAAGGCUUUUGUGAUUGAUCCUCCAUCUCUCUUCUCUUAUUUUUGGAAGGGAGUGAGGCCAUUCGUGGAGCUUUCGGGAAUCACAAUCACGGUAUCAACGGCAGAGUGGGAAGAAUCACUCGGAUUUGACGCAUCGCCACCACCCUCGAGAAGACUAGGGUCGUCGUCGUCAAGAUUCUCCUUCACCGUCUCCCAUCAUUUGGAUUCGCGAAAACCGUGGUAUCUUUCGCUGUCGUCAGAGUCAAAAUCAUCGGCCGGGCGGAGGAUCUCUCACCUCAACGCUAGGUCUCUCUCCUUCGCAUCAACGCCCGCGAUCUCUCCCGGGUCUCUAUCGUUCGCAUCGACGCCGAUGCUGUCGUCACUGUUUUCGAGGCGGGGCCGAGCGGAGCGAAGCAGCGAAUCGUUUGCGCCGUUUGUAAGGUUUUACCGACGGCCCUAUUGCGAGAUCAUUUAUAGGUCAAAGAUCAUCAUCAGGCGCUCACAGCAUGUCUCUCAUUCUCAACGCUUUUCGUCGCAAAUUUGAUUUCUAAUUAAUUGUAUAAGCAAUACAGAUUUCAUGUUUUGGUUCUGAUUUCAUAUAUAUGGUAGCUUGAUUAAAGAUUUA